AUAUUGGCGCCGCCCUGACGGCGGAGGCCUCUGCUGCGCGGUUCUCGGCAACACGCGGUAGUGUUCCGCGCCGGCCAUGGCGGACUACCUGAUUAGCGGGGGCACGUCCUAUGUGCCAGACGACGGACUCACAGCACAGCAGCUCUUCAACUGCGGGGACGGCCUCACCUACAACGAUUUUCUCAUUCUCCCUGGGUACAUCGACUUCACUGCAGACCAGGUGGAUCUGACCUCUGCCCUGACCAAGAAGAUCACUCUGAAGACCCCACUGGUUUCCUCACCCAUGGACACAGUUACAGAGGCUGGGAUGGCCAUUGCAAUGGCGCUUACUGGCGGCAUUGGUUUCAUCCACCACAACUGUACACCUGAAUUCCAGGCUAAUGAAGUUCGGAAAGUGAAGAAAUAUGAGCAGGGAUUCAUCACAGACCCUGUGGUCCUCAGCCCCAAGGAUCGCGUCCGGGAUGUUUUUGAGGCCAAGGCUCGGCAUGGCUUUUGCGGUAUACCCAUUACGGAUACAGGGCGGAUGGGGAGUCGCUUGGUGGGCAUCAUCUCCUCAAGGGACAUUGAUUUUCUCAAGGAGGAGGAGCAUGACCUGUUUUUGGAAGAAAUCAUGACUAAGCGAGAAGACUUGGUGGUAGCUCCUGCAGGUAUCACAUUGAAGGAAGCAAAUGAAAUUCUACAGCGCAGCAAGAAGGGAAAGUUACCCAUUGUGAAUGAAGAUGAUGAGCUGGUAGCCAUCAUUGCCCGGACAGACUUGAAGAAGAACCGGGAUUACCCACUAGCCUCCAAAGAUGCCAAGAAGCAGCUACUGUGUGGGGCAGCCAUUGGUACUCAUGAGGAUGACAAGUAUAGACUGGACUUGCUAGCCCAAGCUGGUGUGGACGUAGUGGUUUUGGACUCUUCCCAGGGAAAUUCCAUCUUCCAGAUCAAUAUGAUCAAGUAUAUCAAAGAGAAAUAUACCAAUCUCCAAGUCAUUGGAGGCAAUGUUGUCACUGCAGCUCAGGCCAAGAACCUCAUUGAUGCAGGUGUGGAUGCCCUGCGGGUGGGCAUGGGAAGUGGCUCUAUCUGCAUCACCCAGGAAGUGUUGGCCUGUGGGCGGCCCCAAGCAACAGCUGUGUACAAGGUUUCUGAAUAUGCACGCCGCUUUGGUGUUCCUGUCAUUGCUGAUGGAGGAAUCCAGAAUGUGGGCCAUAUUGCCAAAGCCUUGGCCCUUGGGGCCUCCACAGUCAUGAUGGGUUCCCUCCUGGCUGCUACCACUGAGGCCCCUGGUGAGUACUUCUUCUCGGAUGGGAUCCGGCUAAAGAAAUAUCGUGGUAUGGGCUCUCUUGAUGCCAUGGACAAGCAUCUCAGCAGCCAGAACCGAUAUUUCAGUGAAGCCGACAAAAUCAAAGUGGCCCAAGGGGUAUCAGGGGCUGUGCAGGACAAAGGGUCCAUCCAUAAAUUUGUCCCCUACUUGAUUGCCGGCAUCCAGCACUCCUGCCAGGAUAUUGGUGCCAAGAGUUUGACUCAAGUCCGAGCCAUGAUGUACUCUGGGGAACUUAAGUUUGAGAAGAGAACAUCCUCAGCUCAGGUGGAAGGUGGCGUCCACAGUCUCCAUUCGUAUGAGAAGCGGCUUUUCUGAAAAGGGAUCCAGCGUGCCUCCUCAGUUUUUCAAUAAAAGUUUGAAAAAGA
This is a messenger RNA of Marmota flaviventris (yellow-bellied marmot), 1671 nucleotides long. It is a transcript of the gene Impdh2, whose product is annotated as inosine monophosphate dehydrogenase 2. Gene Ontology annotation, molecular function: IMP dehydrogenase activity. Gene Ontology annotation, cellular component: cytoplasm. The record is from RefSeq and is a predicted model, not a curated record. Lineage: Eukaryota; Metazoa; Chordata; Mammalia; Rodentia; Sciuridae. Gene Ontology annotation, biological process: GTP biosynthetic process.